Messenger RNA from Dibothriocephalus latus, 360 nucleotides. NCBI's taxonomy places the organism in Eukaryota, Metazoa, Platyhelminthes, Cestoda, Diphyllobothriidea, Diphyllobothriidae. The record is from the annotation of a GenBank genome assembly.
AUGCCCACUAUCUUAAGGCGUACCGAUCAGGCGGAUAUAACAACUCAAAAGAUAGGAAGAGGAGAAGAAGAAGAAGAAGAAGAUGAUGAUGAUGAUGAUGAUGCUGCUGCUGCUGCUGCUGAUGAUGAUGAUGAUGAUGAUGAUGAUGAUGAUGAUGAUGAUGAUGAUGAAAAAGAAGAAGCAGUCGUUGGAACAAAACAUUUACUGCAGCUACGUCAGCUGCCCUCGCCAGUGCAGUCUUGGUGCACCGGCCCUGAUGGCUGCGGUUUGUGUUGUGUUCCUGCAAUUGCACAAAUCCGGUCUGCCUUGAGUACCGCUUGUCCAGAGUCGCUGGCUGCCUGUCUGGAAGAGGAAGACUGA